Messenger RNA from Ostrea edulis (European flat oyster), 1916 nucleotides. RefSeq names its product tropomyosin-2-like. The record is from RefSeq and is a predicted model, not a curated record. The transcript is spliced from 3 exons. NCBI's taxonomy places the organism in Eukaryota, Metazoa, Mollusca, Bivalvia, Ostreida, Ostreidae. Bases 214 to 1377 code for a protein of 387 amino acids.
AUGUUUAGAUUUGCAUUAGUUUCGAAAGCCUGAUUUGUGGAUCUGUUUAAUUUCACACGAAUACACUUUAUACUAUUCAAAGAUACGUCAUCAACAAAAGACAUCCUUUAAUUGGCAUAACAGAUAAUUUAGAUCUUCACAUUGUUUAUGAUUGUAAAGAUCCUUGUAAACUCUGCCUUUUGUUAAUGAACAAAGGAGUAUAUCGAUUGUAAAAUGGCUGCAAGUGGCACCAUGAUGCCACAGAAAACUGGACAAAAGGAUGAUAAGAUGCUGGGAAUCGAAGGAAAGUCCCUGUCGACUUCAAGACAUCCCGAGAAAGAAACAACGGGAGGUGUGUCGAUUGAAAUAUCCUCACCGCCAACUUCUUCGAGGCCUUCAUCUGGUUCGACGGGUAACAUCUCUACUGACUUUGGUGAUCCUGUUGGAAGUUUGCAACUUCCUCCCGAGGCGAUGGGUGUACUAGAGACAGUAAUAAAUAUGAACAGGACAUUGGAAACCCAAAUAGACGCCCUGAGAUUGAGAAUUGACGUAGACUCCAAACAUUCAGAAAACGAGAAGAAAAAGAUAAUCACAGAAAAGGACAAAGUAAUAAAAACAAAGCAAACACAGAUUGAAAUGUUGAAAACAACAGUUAAAGACCGCGAACAUAAAAUAAAGGAGCUAGAAAAUGCUACAGAGGAAAGAGAUUCGCAAAUACUGUCAAAGAUAGAAGAGAUAGACGAACUACGCACUUUAGUCACGGAAACGGAGGAAUACGCCGACCAACUGUCCAAGAAAGUACAUAAGCUGAAAGACGAAAAGAAACAUUUAGAAUCUAACGGUGCAUACAGAGAACAAAAUGAUGAAAUUCGAAGACUUAAACACGAAUUAGUUUCCGUAAAGGAUAAACUGAACACCAUGGAAAGAGAGUUACACCGAGCGAGAACUGUAAUAGAUAAGCAGAAUCACCGAAUAAAAGUUUUAGAAUUAGAAAAGAAUGAUAUCAGUUCGAAAUUCAAAGACGAACUGGAAAAAGCUUCUCGCGCCAUGCGACAGGAAGUGGAGCGUAUGCGCGAGGUCAUGAGGGUUCAAUAUGAAGAAAUGAGAACAUUGCGUGAACAGAAUACUGAGAUAUCCAACGAUGUUAGGGACAUAAAAGAUCUCUUGAUAAGAAACUCAAAAACACCCCGUGAAGCAGAGCGUGGUCCAUUAUCCAUACAAAAUUACGGAAAUUCGUCAAAGAAUCAACCUACUGUUAGGGCGUCUGUUCCUUCUUAUAAAAGUUCUUCAACUAAGGAGGGGUUACCGCCCUUAGUUCGAGAACAAUCUUCGAAGCAGUGGGUGCCUGCCGGGGCAAGGAGAGUAAACGCAUACUCUGGGAAACAACGAAAGCCGUAAUCAAUAUUCUUUGAUGAAACAUUGGUUGUGUCAUAUCAGUCGAGUUCAACAGCAUCAAAAUCUUCAAAUUCAUUUCACUUGAUCCAUUCUAAAAUAUAUUAUCAUUUUGCAGUGUUUCCCUUUAGUGCAAUGCUUAUUGUGCGUCAGGUGUUCAAUAUCACGUGAAAGGACGCACUGACCAUCACACCUGCUCAUUUACCACGCAGCGCUCUUCUUUCCACUAGAAUCUGUUGAGUAAUAGAGUUUUGUCAAGGAACUUGUAGUAACAAUGGGAUUUAUACAUUAGUAAACAGAGAUCCCAGAACGUUAUUGUGUAUUUAUGAUUUUAACAAGCAAACAGUAUUUCAUUUUGUGAUCAUUCGGUAUGUGGUAUGUGAUCAUUUGGUAUGUGAUAUAACAAAAACUGUGAUACAUCAAAUAUAUCUAUUCAAUAUGCAUCCAUAAUGCUUUAUCUACACUGUUUACAUGUCUACUAUAAUAUAGUUUGAAAAUAAAUGGAUUUUUUAAAUUGUCUAUACAAAUAAAUGAAAGACAUUUUA